AUCCGUUCACAGUGUCGCUGUUUGUAACCAACUAUUUUCUGUCCUUCUUCCUUCAUCUGUGUCUUAAUUCUUCUAAUUCCACCUCUCAAUUUCAGAGCAUCAAUGGACAGCGAAACGGAGGAGUCGCUGAAGAAGAGGCAAAAGAAGAAUCCCUUUGCCGGGGACUCUUCUCGCAAGCAACUUGAACUGAUUGCGAUGCGUCCAUUCCAGCUAAUGGGAGAAGUGAGCUUUUUGCAAGAGGAAGAUAUUCGGUUGGAGACCACACGAGCUAGAUUUGCAAAUAUCAUCAAGAGGCAUGCCGAAUUGGCAGAGCGUCUUUCCAGGGAUUCUGAUAAGAUGAUAUUUGAGCGUCUACAGAAGGAAUUUGAAGCUGCACGAGCAUCUCAAACUCAAGAGGUUUAUUUGGAUGGUGAAGAUUGGAAUGAUGGGCUAUUAGCUACAAUAAGAGAGAGGGUUCACAUGGAGGCUGACAGAAAGGCAAUGACAGGGGAUUUGAAUGUGCUAGGUCAUAACUCUGAGGAUAAAAUUACAUAUAGAGCUGGAAAUAAGGUGAUUUGUUGUUUAGAAGGGGCAAGAAUUGGCAUUCAAUAUGAGACAUCUUUUGCAGGAGAACCUUGUGAACUGUAUCAUUGUGUGCUUGAGAGCAAGUCCUUUCUUGAAAAGAUGACUGUCCUUGAACACACAAUUCCUUUCUUUCUGCCAAUUCGAGAAGCAGAAAAUGAUCUUCUUUCUUCCAAUGCUAUGAGAUUUAUAGAUUAUGUCGGAGAACUACUGCAGGCUUAUGUUGAUAGAAGGGAACAGGUUCGGCUUAUUAAGGAGUUGUAUGGAAAUCAAAUUGGAGAGCUGUACCAUAGCCUUCCAUACCAUAUGAUAGAAUUCGUAUUAGAUGAUUUUGAUUGCAAGGUAACAGUCAGUCUUAGAUAUGCAGAUCUGAUCUGUGUACUGCCAACUAGAGUCAGAGUGUUCACAUGGCCAACAAAGAAAAAUGGAGCAGUGGGAAGUCUCCCAAGUCCAGCUCGCUUAUCAUAUGCAGAGGAUGCUUUACGAACAAUGAGUUUACCUGAAGCUUAUGCAGAGAUUGUACUGAAUCUGCCUCAAGCCAUUCGGCAAAUAUUUCAGGAUACGAGCUCAACUUGAUGCUGCUUUAUUUUUGCAGCAAACGUUCAAUGUACAAAGCUCUUAGCACAAUAGGAUGUAGUAGCAUACAACAAUUACCCAGCACACAAGAUCCCCUUUGUUAAUUAUGACUCUUAUUAGUGAGUUGUAAAUUGGUAUGCCAUAUGCAAGAUUGUAAACAAACUUGGUUUAUCAGAUUGCAGAGCAGUAUGAUUUAUUCUUCGCAUA
Molecule: messenger RNA, 1344 nt
Organism: Jatropha curcas
Lineage: Eukaryota; Viridiplantae; Streptophyta; Magnoliopsida; Malpighiales; Euphorbiaceae
Product: centromere protein O
Cellular component (GO): kinetochore; Mis6-Sim4 complex
Source: RefSeq, a predicted model, not a curated record